AUGAGGCCUAUUCUGCUCUCGGGCCAUGAACGGUCCCUCAACCAGAUCAAAUUCAACCGCGAUGGCGAUCUCCUGUUCUCCGUGGCGAAGGAUAAGAUCGUAUGUGCUUGGUGGUCGGCCAACGGCGAGCGACUUGGUACCUACAGUGGCCACCAGGGUGCCAUCUGGACGGUCGAUGUCAGCCCCAACACAGUUCUCCUGGCGACCGGCUCGGCAGACAACACUGUGCGAUUGUGGAACGUAAAGACUGGCGAGUGCGUGAAGGUCUGGGAUUUCCCUACCGCUGUGAAGCGGGUCGAAUUCAAUCCCGAUGGAAGCAGGCUGCUGGCUGUGACGGAAAAGCGUAUGGGAUUCCUCGGUACGAUCGCUGUGCUCGACAUCAGUUAUGGAGAUAGUCAGGGUGGUGCUCUAGAGAACCAGGCCGAUGAGCCUAGCUUGAGAAUCACCUGCACAGAGAGCAAGGCCACCGUGGCUGGCUGGAGUUAUCUGGGCAAGUACAUCAUUGCUGGACACGAAGACGGCAGUGUCAGCCAAUACGAUGGAAAGACUGGUGAGCAGCUGGAGAACGUCCAGGCGCACGAGUUCGAUCACCAGAUCAACGACAUCCAGUUCUCUCAGGACCGUACUUACUUCAUCACUGCCUCCAAAGACAAGUCCGCCAAGCUCAUCUCCUCUCGUAACCUCGCCAUCCUCAAAACAUACGUUGCCGAUACUCCCCUGAACAGCGCCACCAUCACUCCCAAGAAGGACUACGUGAUCCUGGGUGGUGGCCAGGCCGCCAUGGAUGUCACAACAACCUCCGCCCGACAGGGUAAAUUCGAGGCCCGUUUCUACCACAAGGUCUUCGAGGACGAGAUUGGCCGUGUCAGAGGCCACUUCGGUCCCCUCAACACUGUUGACGUCCACCCCAACGGCACAGCAUAUGCCUCCGGUGGUGAGGACGGUUACGUUCGUGUGCACCACUUUGACAAGCCCUACUUUGAUUUCAUGUACGAGGUCGAGAGAGAGCAGCUGAGGAAGUGA
Aspergillus fischeri NRRL 181 is the source of this 1023-nucleotide messenger RNA. It is a transcript of the gene tif34, whose product is annotated as translation initiation factor eIF3 subunit i. Gene Ontology annotation, biological process: cytoplasmic translational initiation. The transcript has 4 exons. Gene Ontology annotation, molecular function: protein binding; translation initiation factor activity; RNA binding. The record is from RefSeq and is a predicted model, not a curated record. Bases 1 to 1023 code for a protein of 340 amino acids. Gene Ontology annotation, cellular component: eukaryotic translation initiation factor 3 complex, eIF3m; cytoplasm. NCBI's taxonomy places the organism in Eukaryota, Fungi, Ascomycota, Eurotiomycetes, Eurotiales, Aspergillaceae.